AUGAAGAACAAGGAGGGCUGGGACGGAAAAAUGAGGAUGGAGCCAAAGGCCGUUAUUACAAACCCGGAGGCACUUGAAGAUUCAGAUUACUCGGAUCCGGAUGCACCCCCGGUCGAUGAGAUUGAGGCUGAUGAAGACCUAUUGGCAGAUGAAGAUGUUAACGCAGAGAGACUAUGCAUGCGCCAGAAUCAAAUAUCACGCAUCAACUUCCCUCCAAAUGUCGCCGCCACUCUCACCGAACUCGACCUCUACGAUAACCUCAUUUCCCACAUCAAGGGCCUGGAGGACUUCCACAACUUGACGAGCUUGGAUCUGAGCUUCAACAAGAUCAAGCAUAUCAAGAAUAUCUCGCAUCUGAAGAAGUUGACCGAGAUUUUCUUUGUGCAGAACAAAAUCUCCCGUAUCGAGGGCUUGGAGGAAUUGACCGGAAUCAAGAACUUGGAGUUGGGAGCGAAUAAGAUUCGGGAAAUCGAAAACUUGGAAACACUGACGGCGCUGGAAGAACUCUGGCUUGGGAAAAACAAGAUCACUGAAAUGAAGAACUUGGAUAGCCUCUCAAACCUCCGCAUCAUCUCCAUUCAAUCCAACCGCCUCACCAAAAUCACGGGUCUCUCCGCGCUCCCCAAGCUUGAGGAGCUCUACCUCUCUCACAAUGCAGUAACAGACCUUUCAGGACUGGAAUCCAACGAGACACUGCGCGUGCUCGACUUUUCCAACAACCAGGUCUCCCAUCUUGAACAUCUUUCUUCACUAAAGAACCUUGAGGAGCUGUGGGGGUCGAAUAACCAGCUUGCUAGCUUUGAGGAAGUUGAGCGCGAGCUCAAGGAUAAGGAAAAGCUGCAGACCGUUUACUUCGAGGGUAACCCGUUGCAGUUGAAUGGGCCGGCUGUUUACCGGAAUAAGGUGCGCUUGGCGUUGCCGAAUAUCCAGCAGAUUGAUGCUACGUUUGUCCGAGUUUAA
Messenger RNA from Penicillium concentricum, 960 nucleotides. RefSeq names its product putative protein phosphatase PP1 regulatory subunit Sds22. Lineage: Eukaryota; Fungi; Ascomycota; Eurotiomycetes; Eurotiales; Aspergillaceae. Gene Ontology annotation, molecular function: protein binding. The record is from RefSeq and is a predicted model, not a curated record. Bases 1 to 960 code for a protein of 319 amino acids. The transcript has 6 exons.